Molecule: messenger RNA, 1874 nt
Organism: Populus trichocarpa (black cottonwood)
Lineage: Eukaryota; Viridiplantae; Streptophyta; Magnoliopsida; Malpighiales; Salicaceae
Product: phospholipase A1-IIgamma
Exons: 2
Coding region: 241-1428 (395 amino acids)
Biological process (GO): lipid metabolic process
Molecular function (GO): glycerophospholipid phospholipase A1 activity
Source: RefSeq, a predicted model, not a curated record
UAAUUCUUGUGGUAAGAUUUUCUGAAAUUCACGAUUCGUCACUUGGUCGAUCAAAGUCUUGUAGUAUUAUUUUAUGAUCCAUUUAAAAUAGUUAAUCGAGAGAAUAAGUUUCAUGAUUAAGGACACGAGGCAGAAGUUGCUAUUAUUUAUAUACUAGAAGGAGUUAAGGUUUUCACAUCUGUACUUAAUUAAGGAAUGCAGAAACUACCUAUCCUUUGAAGGUUGUUUUGCAAGAAGAAAAUGGUGGGUAGCAUAGCAAAAGGAUGGAAACAUCUAAGUGGAGAAAAUAAUUGGAAGGACCUCCUGGACCCUCUUGAUAACGAUCUCCGGCACUACAUCAUUCAUUACGGGGAAAUGGCUCAGGCUACAUAUGACAGUUUCAACACACAGAAGGUAUCUAAGUAUGCAGGAAGCAGCCUGUAUGCGAAGGAUGAAUUUUUUAACAGGGUUCAUUUAGAGAAAGGCAAUCCAUUCAAGUACCGUGUGACCAAAUUCUUGUAUGCAACCUCACAGAUGCAUAUCUCUGAAGCAUUCAUCAUAAAGUCAUUAUCCAGGGAAGCAUGGAGCAAAGAAUCCAACUGGAUAGGAUUCGUUGCGGUGUCUACCGAUGAAGGGAAGGUCGCUUUAGGGCGGAGAGAUAUUGUCAUUGCUUGGAGAGGAACGAUACAGAUCUUAGAGUGGGUUAACGAUUUUGAAUUUAAUUUAGUCUCUGCUUCUAAAAUACUUGGCGAGUCCGGUAACCCUAAGGUGCACCAGGGUUGGUACUCAAUCUACACUUCUGAUGAUUCGCGCUCACCAUACAACAAGAAUAGUGCUAGAGACCAGGUUCUUAAUGAGGUAGGGAGACUUGUGGAUCAAUUCAAAAAUGAAGAAAUCAGCAUAACCAUAACCGGCCACAGCUUAGGAGCUGCACUUGCUACAUUGAAUGCAGUGGAUAUAGUUGCUAAUGGAUUUAACAAGUCCCAUGAAAACAAAGGUUGUCCUGUUACAGCCAUGCUCUUUGCCAGUCCUCGUGUUGGGGACUCAAACUUUAAGAAGGUUUUCUCCAGAUACAUGGAUCUUAAAGCAUUACGCGUCCAUAACGUUCUAGAUGUUGUUCCUAAGUAUCCAUUUAUAGGCUAUGCGGAUGUGGGAGAAGAAUUGAUAAUUGACACCACCAAAUCUAAGUACCUGAAGAGCCCUGGAAAUGUAUCAAGUUGGCAUAACUUGGAGGCUUACCUGCAUGGAGUGGCUGGAACACAAGGGUCCAAAGGAGGGUUUGAAUUAGUGGUCAAUCGCGAUAUUGCUCUUAUUAACAAAACUACUGAUGGUUUAAAGGAUGAAUAUCUUGUACCAGCAUCAUGGCGGAUUCAAGAAAACAAGGGUAUGGUGCAGCAAGCAGAUGGUUCUUGGAAGUUGGUGGAUCAUGAAGAAGAUGUUGAUACCUGAAGAAUCAAGGUGGUGGUUCCAAAACAUUAAUUAAUGAAGUAGAUUAUAGGUUAAAAUCUGUAGAAGUUAUACAUAAAAUAUCUUAUUGUGUUUCUAAGAUUCAUGCUGUUAAUUAUGUAAAAUUGAUUAGAAGAGCAUGCUAUACAUACUAGGGAAGCGGCUGAUCAAUUGUGAUGUGGUAGCAUAUUGGUCUCUGUGUUUGUUUUCUGGAGAACCAUUUCUUUCCUUGAUUAUUGUGUUUCGUGAAUGUGUUUGAUAAGGUUGUGAUAUUAGGAGUCAUGCACGUGUUGUGAAAGCUCUCCUCUGAUAUUAACAAUUGAAGUUUUCAUGGUCGCUGUGUUGGGUUUGUAUUGUUUCGCUGAUUAUGAGUCUUCUUGCUGCUUCCUAGUAUGUCCCUUUUCUUCCUCCACUUAGGCUUUAAAUGUUAUGUUUUUCAUUGAUUGACA